GUCUGAAACUACCAUCAUGUCAAUUGUACACGUAAACGUAGAAGGAUUACAACUCCCAGUAUUACAACCUUCCGGGAACUCCGGUCUCUCCUUAUGGUUUCCUCCAAGACAAGGUUUCUGGUACAGGAGAGUCUCAGGCGCAUUCGCACUUCUUUGCCUUGAUGACAUGGUUCUCAAUGGAUUGAAGAGGGAUGACGCACUCAAACUCAAAGGUCUCGACAGCACCGAGCUUACACACGAGAAUAACAUCAUACUUAAACCGAAUAACCACGACGAAAAGGAACUCCUUGAGCGUGCUCAAAGGGAAUGGGACAGACGUAACUUCCUUGCAUUAAAGAUUCUUUUCAACACAGUCUCAGAUAAGAUCACGAUUUCGAACGAACUCGAAAUCGUGUCACAAAGAAAUGCCCACCUUUUAUGGGCAGCAAUUGUGAACUCCGGUUUGUUUGACAGAUUCUAAACUAAGUCCGCUAUUAUAACCAUUGCAAGCGGUAUAUCAAUCAUAUUUAUAUUCAAUCGCUAAGUCAGCUUACGAACUCUCUCAUGAAUAACCAUUUGUCAACAUCUAACUACACAGUAAAUCUAUCUAUUUUACUUUCAGUAUAUUUUAUGUUUGUCUAUUAUGUGAUGUCAUGAUACAAGUUAC
This is a messenger RNA of Wallemia mellicola CBS 633.66, 646 nucleotides long. RefSeq lists its product as hypothetical. Bases 17 to 460 code for a protein of 147 amino acids. NCBI's taxonomy places the organism in Eukaryota, Fungi, Basidiomycota, Wallemiomycetes, Wallemiales, Wallemiaceae. The record is from RefSeq and is a predicted model, not a curated record. The transcript is spliced from 2 exons.